AUGUGCUGCGUGAGCGGCUUGAGUCAUGCAUGCCUGUCUGCCAGCCAAGGGCAGCACUCUGUGCACUCUAGAGAGACUUCCGAGGCUGAAAAGCUGCAGCAGCACAUCUUGACGCUCCCCGGCUCCGUGGAUAAGGCUGCUUUCCUCGAAGCGUACGAAGGGGGGUAUGUUUGCCCCAAGUUGUAUGCAGCACUUGCAAAGCACAAGUCUGCAUACUCGAAUCUCAUUCUGAUUGACGUUCCGCGAACUUUUCCAGAGAUCACCGCAGUGGAUAGAGACGCGCAGGCUAUGCUCUUCCACAUCCUGAACGCCUUUGCCAACUUGCAUGUGGAGGUUGGAUACUGCCAAGCCUUCGAUGAGAUGGCAGUGGUGCACUUGCCCAAGCUAAGGGAACAUUUUCUUGAGGAAGGCGUCUCUGCUCCCGUUUAUCUGCAUCAGUGGUUCCUCACCCUUUUCAUAACGUCCCUUCCCCUCCGUUCCGUUUUGGUGGUGUGGGAUUUUCUUCUCGCGAGGGGCCUCCCCGCUGUGCUGCAACUGGCAAUUGCACUACUGCGAGUUUUAGCUCGCUUUCUCCUCCGUCUCAAAUUCGAAGAAAUAGUAAAAUUCCUUAAAUCCCUCAAGUGCAGCGGAGGUGUUGACGACUUCCGCAUAGGCAAGAUGUUAGUGAAGCAGGCUGCCAAAAUACAAAUACCGACGCCCAUUUUGGAGGAAAUAAGCCACAUGAACCUGGAGACGAUCAUGAGGGAGGCCGAGUUAGAGGACGAAGAGGAGAGCCGUUCACGGAAUGCAGCCUUCUUGACCGUGGUUGACAGCCUGCCAAGCGUUCCACGGUCCGCCCAAAACCCUUUGGCGCUUGUUUCUGGCAGGGCCGAUGAGGAGGAUGCAGAUGAUGAUGCUUUCUGUAAACUUCCUCUCGGAAGUUCAAGUCUCUCGGGAGCAGCGGGUGGGGGGGGGGCGCCUCGGUCUGAGCAGUCUACCCCGAGGGAAGAUCAGUCCGAGGAAAUGGUAGUUCUGCGCUCUGCCCCUUCUCCUCCGAAGGAAGACGCAGAAUGCCAUGAAGCAAGCGUCUUGGAGCGCCAACGAGGGCCUGCUAUUGCCGUGGUUCUACCGUGGUUCGCCAGGAGCGACUCCGACGCGCAGCUCAGUGCAAAUGCAAGUCCAAGAGACGUAGAGGCACGCAAGGGGGCCGAUAGGGGGCACGGAUGCGGCGGUGCGUCUUCUGCUGCUGAGGCUGCAUUGCGAGCAAGGCGCCAUCACCAGCCGCCGUCUCGCUCGGAAUCGCAGUCGGAUGCUUCUGAAAAGGCCUCAGCAGAUGGAAUAGAGCAGAGGAAAGAAUUUUUUAAUCGGGCAGAGCCGCGCUGGACGCCGGAAGACACACUUUUUCGGGCAGCACGAACGUCAGCAGAAGCAACAACUUCGGAGGAUCGAGACGGCGCUUUGACCCCAGAAGUAGAAAACGCGAGAAGCUCGUUCGCGGAAGUGCGGCUUCCCUCCCGUGAACCUGAAUCGGAUGAAGACGGAUAUGAACUUGUAGAGAUUCCCCAUGCCGAGAGAGGACGUGCCGAGAAAGCUGGAGACAGCAGGAGGCCGGACGGCAGCGGCAGCACCUCAUUAUUCGUUCCGAGCGCUUUCGCAGACGAACACGGAAGAGACGCUGAGAGAGACAGAGAGGGAAGCUUCAUUGACACGCUUACCCUGUGGCUCGCGGGGCGAUAGUUGUAUCGAGCCUUCUGCUCUGAUGUUUGCAUGCAUGUCUGCUCUAGGCCCCUGAAUGCCGAGCUUACUGCAGACCAAGUGGCUAUCGUUUCUGUACAUGACAGGGUAACAGAUACAUUUUUCUGUUUUUGGACAGUAAUUUUGGAGCAAUCCUUUACGAGGCUCAAGUGGUGCGGAUAUGCUGCUCUGAUGUGGUCCGUUGCGUUGCGUGGUUCAUGGAGAACCGCUUUUUCAGCCUACUUCACGUGUAGAAGGGCUGCCGCCUACACGGCCUUAGGAGAACUAUGUUGUGCGAUACAGCGCAUGUAG
Molecule: messenger RNA, 2025 nt
Organism: Cyclospora cayetanensis
Lineage: Eukaryota; Apicomplexa; Conoidasida; Eucoccidiorida; Eimeriidae
Exons: 7
Source: RefSeq, a predicted model, not a curated record